AUGGAUACGUCAAAAGCUUCAGCUGCUCACAAGGAUCAUCAUGAAGAUGAAACAAAGGAAGAGUUUGUGAAAAAAUGCUUCACUUACAAAGAGUGUCAGCUUUUUGUUCCCAUCGAAGGUGAUGGUGGUGAGACUUUUAAAUGUGGCUGUGGUGAACUGGAACUUCAUCACUACAACGAAAAUGACACCGCCUUUGCGGAAGAAUGGUCACCUGGUUUGAUUUCAAAUCUCGGUCCAACAAAUGCCUAUGGUGUUCUGGAUUUCUAUCGAGGAAUUAAAUUUCUGAACAAAUCUGCUGAGUAUGUUCGCAUUUCCAACGAUGAUUCUUCAAGGAAUGUCAUUAAAUUAAUGGAUAAAUAUUGGCAGAUUUUUGAUGCUCAUGUUCCCGAGUUGUGCAUUUCAGUACUUGGUGACUUCGAUUCGAAGCAACUUGAUAGCAAGCAGACCGGUCCCUUCGAAAAGGGCUUAAGGAUGACAAUGCUGGCAACUAAAACUUUUACAAUAACACAUGGUCUUAAUGCCGGAAUAGCGCCUAUUGUUGGCAAAGCUGCUUCAAUGGUCGACGCUAAUCAUAUGAGGCCACAUUGUAUUGGUAUUUCACCUUGGGGCUAUGUGAGAAGUCAUUAUAACCUUGUCAGAUCCGAGCAUUGCGAUGUUAAAUCCCAUGUGGAAUAUGGAACUAGUGAUGUUGUUAAUCCAAAAGAGCCAAUAUCUUUGAACGAAGACCACACCAACUUUGUGUUGGUUGAUAACGGAAUGCGAAAUAGGUUUAAUCUCGCCGAUGUUACAAAGUUUCGUGAUGAAGUUGAGAGGUUAAUGGCAAUUUCAUCGAAAGAAGGGGGUUGUGGAAUACCUGUAAUAACCGUAGUGUAUGGCGGAGGAUUUGAUGUUGUAGAAAGCGUGUCCGAAAGAGCUGUUAACGGAAUGCCGAUUAUAAUUUGUGAGUCAACUGGAAGAGCCGCCGAUAUCUUCCAGCGGAUUAUUCAUUACAAGGCGCAGAAUCCAAGUCUUGUUAGUUUGGAAGGAUUUUCUGAAUUUCAAAUGACUGAACUCAAACGGUCAUUGAAGAAGCUCAUAAUGGAAUGCGUUGAUGAUAAAAUGCCAAACUGGACCGUGGAAUAUGGCAUUAAGCUCCUCAAAAAUGCUAUAAACAGCGCUGUCAAUUUUAAAUGCGUCAAUUUGAUUGGUGAAUAUGGCUAUUACAACCUGGACAAAGCUAUCACAGACACUUUGAUUGACCAUACAGUCGAUAAGAUAUCAGAAGUUGUAGGAGGUCAGGGUCGUGCCGUUGCAGCGUUAUUUUAUUUUUAUUUCGUAAAUAUGAUGGGGCCAGACCUUGGACGGAUUGAAAAGGCCAGAGAAGAAAGAAGAAAACAGCUCUUGAAAUGGGAUGAAUAUGAUCGUAGUUAUCAAAAUAAUUUCCACCACAGAACCAGGAAGAAGGGAUCGAAUGGUGUUAGGUUCGAAAACAACCUAGUUUUUCUUGAAGCUGCCUCUAGAGGUGAUUUAAACGAGGGUAAGUAUUACAUUCUGCUGUUUCAGAAACUGAUAGACUCAGGGAUUGAUCCAGAUGUUGCCAAUGAGGACGGACUAACGGCGCUUCAUCAGUGUUGUAUCGAUAACAAUUUGGAUAUGUGCAUCUUCCUCUUGGAAAAGAAUGCCAAUGUAAAUGCCAAAGACAACGAACAAUGGACACCCCUACAUGCUGCCGCUACUUGUGGAAAUAAAGAACUCUGUGGUAUUCUCAUUGAUUGGGGUGCAGAACUCCUAGCCUUGAAUAUCGAUGGAAAUAUGCCCUACGACCUUUGUGAUGAUGAUGAUACUCUACUUUUUGUUGAAACAGAAAUGGCUAAACGACGUAGGUCCUUUUGUUAUCAUUUGCCUUUUUUUUAA
Messenger RNA from Rodentolepis nana, 1893 nucleotides. The record is from the annotation of a GenBank genome assembly. NCBI's taxonomy places the organism in Eukaryota, Metazoa, Platyhelminthes, Cestoda, Cyclophyllidea, Hymenolepididae.